GCAAAUAUUGGGGAAAAAAGAUGGGCGCAGGGCUUUGUAAAGGGAGACCCUAAAAAGACUCAUGGUCAAAUCAACGUGCAAACAAGGAGCCGGACCCUACCUGAGGUCCAAGAAGUAAUGGGUCAGAAUGAAUACAACUAUUAUUGUUAAAGGGCCUUGCCCUAAACUUUAUAAAGAUAGUCUUCAAUUACUCUAUGGGAACACUGAGAGACUUUACCCCGCUUACACCAUCUUGCUGGUCUUGGCUUUCAUUUCGUCGCUGCAAGCACUUCUCGGAAAUAGUCUGGUUUUCUGCACCAUCAUGACGAGUAAAAUCCUACGAUCACCGUCAUAUCUGUUCCUGGCUUCAUUAUCUCUCAAUGAUUUCAUCAUAGGAGCAGUCAUUCCUUUUUUCGCGCGUGGACGGAUCCUAGAAGCUCAGGAUAGGUUCGACGAGGGAUGCCGAUGGCACAAUGGAUUAAGCCCUCUCAUCUAUGCUAUCUGCGGAGGGAGUCUUUUUAAUCUAGUUGUCAUUGCUACAGAUAGGCGACUCGCUAUAGUGUUGAGAAGCGAGUACCGCACCAUGGUGACCACAAGAAAGGCGCGCGUCAUUAUUGCAACCGUUUGGACGGGAGUUUUUCUGUACGGGGUACUUUCCUACAGUACCAGCCACUCACCUGCCAUUGUAAACACGAUUUCUUGGGUCGCGACUCUGAUUUUAGUAGCCAUUAUCAGCGCGUCUUACCGCAGUGCUUUCAAGCAUCUUCGCACCGUGUCAGCUUCUAAUAACGCGACCAACACAGUUGACAUAGAAUCAGUCAAAUACAGACGCACUCUGACAACUAUGGUAACUGUUGUGGCUUGUCUGGUGUGUUCCUUCAUACCUAUUCUAUUGGUGGCUAUUGUGGCGUGGUUUCUAGGCUUCCAAAGUGAUAUUUUAAUGGCUUAUCAUUUCUGUGUGUUGGUUGUUUAUUCCAGUUCUAGUAUGAACCCGAUGAUUUAUUUGUCGAGAAUGGGGGAUCUCCGAAAAGAGAGUAUUCGUCUGAUAAAAACAAUUGGAAACUGUUUGCGUUGUAUUGGAUAGAAUGUGUCUCCUGAUCAGGGCAUUAAUCUGAGCAGCUCAUUUACCAAUGUGAAAAAUACACCCACCUGGAGGUCAAGCCUUAUUACAUUAUCUAGUUAUAAAAAGUCAUGUAGUAAUAGCAACAAAGACAUCAAAUAAAGGUGUGUUAAUUAAAUCUCUUGGAAAAACAUAAUCCAAAUUUAGAAGCUAGUUAUUUCUUUUUUUUUUCGAGUCUACGCACUCUGCAUACAGACAGAAUAGCGAGGAUUUGUCAAAA
Molecule: messenger RNA, 1319 nt
Organism: Nematostella vectensis (starlet sea anemone)
Lineage: Eukaryota; Metazoa; Cnidaria; Anthozoa; Actiniaria; Edwardsiidae
Product: trace amine-associated receptor 8c-like
Exons: 1
Coding region: 128-1063 (311 amino acids)
Biological process (GO): G protein-coupled receptor signaling pathway
Cellular component (GO): membrane
Molecular function (GO): G protein-coupled receptor activity
Source: RefSeq, a predicted model, not a curated record